Molecule: messenger RNA, 2784 nt
Organism: Eremothecium sinecaudum
Lineage: Eukaryota; Fungi; Ascomycota; Saccharomycetes; Saccharomycetales; Saccharomycetaceae
Product: KilA-N domain-containing protein
Exons: 1
Coding region: 1-2784 (927 amino acids)
Biological process (GO): positive regulation of transcription by RNA polymerase II
Cellular component (GO): nucleus
Molecular function (GO): DNA-binding transcription factor activity; sequence-specific DNA binding
Source: RefSeq, a predicted model, not a curated record
AUGGUUUCAGAUCAACAGCAGUCUUACCGAUUGCAAUUUUCAACCGCGUUUCAACAGCCUCAACAACAAUCUCAGCAGCAUACACAGCCACCCACACCUGCUCCACCCCCCGUAGAACAAAAUAUUCAUCAGCAGCAACAGCAACAACAGUUAAUGUAUUGCUAUUACUACCCUCAACAGUAUUUUGCUUAUCCUUAUUACUAUCCUUCGACGGGAUCUGCUACGACAGCGGGUCCUGGAGCUUUUGCUAAUCAGAACUCGUCUAAAUUGCCCUGUGUGGGCCCAGAAUUUACGCUUAAGGAUUCAUCUACUGGAAUUGCUAAUGGCUCGGUAGGCGCGGGGCUUCGGCAAGAGGACAAUAGCGGGCGAUCUAGAUACUGCGCUUAUCCACAACCCACUGCAUAUCAAUACCCAGGAUUCCAUAAAUCGCCUGCAUUUGCUAGUUGCGUUGGUACAGGUACAGGGCCAGGAAAUGGUGCAGCACAGACAAUGGCAGCAUCAGGGUCUGGGAGCGCGCAAUAUGCGGUGUAUGGACAGGCCGCUGAGCAACAAUCGCAGCAGCAACAAUCGCAGCAGCAUCAGCAACAACACCACCAGCAUCGGAAGCCAGAGCAUAACGAUUCUCAAUCACAGAGCAGCCAAAUGCUCGAGCAGAAGCAUAAAAAGCAGCAGGUUCCGCAUCGUCAAUCCCACCAUGGCUCGCAUUACUAUAGGAAUACGGGGGUUAACUCUUACUACGGAAUUCCCAAUUCGGCUGCCACUGGGACUACAACUGCCACGCCGACCCCUAUACCCACAACAAAUACAUCGCUUCAAAGUAAUUCCCCAUGUCCAGGGAAAAGCACAUAUAUUGAGCCAGUGCCCUCUGUUAUUCCACAUAAUAGUCUUGCUGCACUAGGUUCAGGCCCUUCAAUUCGGACAACACACACCGAUGCUUCGCGCGGUGCAUCGUCUAACAACGACAUGUUAGACGCAGUGAAAUCUGGCGGCAUAACGAAGAAAGGCAAGACGAACAACAUACUUCACACAUCGACCAGUUAUAACUCGCAUUCAAGUAUCCCUUUGGGCAGUUUUGAAGCCCAAGGCCCUCGGGUUACAACGACGAUGUGGGAAGACGAGCAUACGCUCUGCUAUCAGGUUGAAGCAAACAGCGUCAGCGUGGUUCGCAGGGCAGAUAAUGACAUGAUUAACGGUACUAAGUUGUUAAAUGUGGCAAAGAUGACUCGUGGGAGAAGAGAUGGCAUACUGAAGGCAGAGAAACUGCGCCAUGUAGUUAAAAUUGGGUCCAUGCAUUUAAAGGGAGUUUGGAUUCCUUUUGAACGCGCAUUGGCUCUUGCGCAGAGAGAAAAGAUUGUUGAUAUGUUGUUCCCCUUAUUUGUUCGCGACAUCCAUAGUAUCAUACAACAAACAUCCACCGCAAAUGGCUUUGCUCAUGGUCCCAAAGUUAGCAAGGUGAUCCAGAGGGAUGCAGUUGCAUCCUCAGCGGCAAUAGAACAAAAUAGCAAUACAUCCAAAAUAAUGAAUGCGACGUCUCCUCAACAGUCUCAACCACACGAACGUAAUGAACUAGAACAAGAAUCCCAGCUGCCGCAUCAACAGCAGAAACACAACCAACAGAAAGAUCAAGAGCAGCUAGGACAGGAAAGGCAUAACCACCAGCAAUUGAGUCAUUCGCAAACAAUAAACUCGUAUACAUCACACUCACACUAUGGCAGGGAAAGCCACCUACCUCAGCGAUUAAUGUAUUCAUAUGAUAACAAUAAUGCCAGUUAUUGUAAAAACGGCAAUGAAAAAAGCAGCACAAAUAACCCCAAUAUCAAUAGUGUCAUAACCACACACCCCACAGCAUCCAGCUCCUUUCCCUCCAAUAAUAAUAGCUCAUAUUCCGGCUAUGGCUACUCUGCAGUCAAUGUAAUGUCUAAUGGCCCUAUCAACGUUAAUCCAGGAAUCUCACAAGCUGCAACGCGUGGGCAGUCACCAUUUCAGGCAUUAACACAGGUUAGUGCGUUGGCUCAGAAACAGCUUAAUUCCAAAGAGCAGCUCCCACUUCCGAUCUCAUCGGUCGGAGUGGACACAGUUUCUCUGUCGAAUAACCCUGCAUUGCCAAUGCAACAAAAUCAACAUCAUCAUCGGCAACAGCAUCAGCAAUUACAGCAAACAAGGCAACCACAGCAACAAACACAAACUCAGCAGCAGCAGCAGCAGCAGCAGCAGCAGCAGCAACAACAACAUCAACAACAACCUACUCAACAAGAGAAUCAACAUCCACAAAUACACCAGCAGCAACAACAGCAGCAACAGCAACAGCAACAGCAGCAUAUGCAGCAGCAGAAUCCACAAUUACAUCAACAGCAGCAGCAGCAGCAGCAGCAGCAGCAGCAACUUCAACUUCAACUUCAACAUCAACAUCAGCAACAUAUUCAGCAGCAGAGCCAACAUCCACAACUACAUCAACAACAAUCUCAGCCUGAACAACAUCAUCAACUCCAACCAUCUCAGCCUGAACAACAUCAUCACCAACAUCAACAACAUCAAGAAAAACACUCGAAGUUUGCAAAGAGGGAUGAUUUACAUGGUAACCAUCAAACAUGCGGCACUUAUAAUAAAUUACAUAACACGGUUCUACCACCUCCCCAGCCCGCCUAUUCGCAACAUGAUUCAUCAUCUUCCUUAAAGCAAACCACUGGAAACACUUUGAACAUUUCCGCAGACGCCCCCCUAACUUCUAAAGCUGCCCCUAUCGCUACCAUUACCUCCGCUGUCACGCCUGAGCAUCGCGAGUAG